This is a messenger RNA of Chelmon rostratus (copperband butterflyfish), 2386 nucleotides long. It is a transcript of the gene tmc8, whose product is annotated as transmembrane channel-like 8. Gene Ontology annotation, cellular component: plasma membrane. The record is from RefSeq and is a predicted model, not a curated record. The coding region runs from base 260 to 2368 and encodes 702 amino acids. NCBI's taxonomy places the organism in Eukaryota, Metazoa, Chordata, Actinopteri, Chaetodontiformes, Chaetodontidae. The transcript has 16 exons. Gene Ontology annotation, molecular function: mechanosensitive monoatomic ion channel activity.
CAUGAGGACAGAUCAUACAUCUGCUCCACCUGCCAGAAAGUGAGACGCAGCAACAAGAUUUGGAGGAUCAACACUAACCCCAGAUCAGCCGCUCAGCAGCCUUCACUUCUGGGUGGCGUUGACCGUGGGGCACAAAGCAGAGCGUUUUGAUGCAGAAGGUGGAGCGUUGGUGGCGAUGUUUGCUGACUUGUGUUUUACAUGAAGCAAGAAGACUGGUGUUUGGACGUUUGUUACUGAAGAGGAAGUGCAGGGAGAAAAAAUGGAGGGGCAGAAUAAUGUCAACUUCAUGAGGCUCCUGUCAGAUGACAGCAGCCACUCCUCCCUGUCGUCAGACUCCUGUGAGUACUAUCAGAUGGAGAUAUUUGAUCAGCUGCCCAGCAUCCAGGCCAGCCGGCCCCAGCAGAACAUACGGCGUCUUAGCGAAGCCCCCAGGGCCUACCAGGGUGGCCCUGAGCUGGGGGAGCAGAUCAGCCAUGACCACCUGUCCAGAGGACCCAAGGAGAAGGCAUCUACUCAACCACUCAGGAACCUGGUCAUGUGUAUUCAGGGCAAGAGAGAUGCCAGGGACAGGAGGAAGAUGGAAAUCAGCAGUAUUGGUUUUUGGGAGUCCUGGAGGCGGAGCCAGAGCAUCAACAGGAAGAGGGUUUGGGCACAGAUGGGAGGAGCUUUUUCGGGCCUGUUACUAUGGCGGCACACUCUCCACGCCAUCGAAGGCAGGUUUGGAGUAGCCGUGAAGGCUUACUUUGUUUUCCUCAGAUAUCUGGUUUACUUGAACCUUCUUCACUGCGCCCUUAUGUUCGGUUUCAUUCUGGGGCCUACAACAUUUUAUGGCAGGAGCAACAGCAGUGAACCUUUGAGGUUUGGAGGCAAUGACUCUUUUUUGGAUUUCUUCCUGGGUUCGGGCUACCUGGAUCGCUCUCCGGUCUUCUUUGGUUUCUAUACUCGCGGUUCCCUGAACUUGCCGUGCUUGAAUACACCUCUGCUGUACCUGGCCGGAAUCCUCACCAUCCUCCUCCUCAGUCUCAUCAUGGUGGUCCGCAGAACGAUAGUUGGCUACAAGCACACCUGGAUGCUCGGGAAGCGCUACAGUAUGAAUGUGAGCUUUAAGAUCUUUUGCGGCUGGGACUUCACCAUCCAGGACCCUGCCUCUGCUGCUCUCAAACGCAGCUUCAUCAGAAACGACCUGAAGCUGUUCCUGGAGGAGCAGAACUUCUCCCUGCGCGAGUCUCAGAGGACGCUCGGACAGAGGGUGCGUCUCUACCUGCUCAGGUUUGUCCUGAACCUACUCGUUCUGUCUCUGCUGGUUGCAGCUUUCUGCCUCAUCUACUUCGCCACGAACACGUCACAGUAUGAGAGUGGGCACUACUGGUUGGUCAGUCUGGUCCUCCAGUACCUCCCUCCCAUCACCAUCACCUUUGUCAACCUGCUCCUCCCUCAUGUGUUCCGCAAGAUCUCAUCUUUUGAAGACUACUCUUUCACCAUGCAGGUCAAUGCCACGCUUGUGAGGAGCAUCUUCUUGAAGCUGGCCUCACUGGGGAUCUACUUAUUUUUCGUCUUCACAACAAUAGAACAUCAGCAAUGCAGGGAGAACAAGUUUGGUAGAGAGAUGUACAAGCUGUGCAUCUUCAACUUCCUCGCCACUUUCUCCAGCGCCUUUCUCUUGAGCUACCCCAGGAAGUUACUGCAGGAGAAGUACCCCUCCUCCUUGCCAGCCCGAUUGUCAGGCAAACAGCGCUUUCUGAUUCCUUUCAAUGUCUUGGACCUGGUGUACAGUCAGACAGUGUGCUGGGUGGGAGUCUACUACUGCCCCCUGCUGCCUCUCAUAGGAACUGUCACGCUGAUAGCCACGUUCUACAUCAACAAGUUCGUGGUCCUGCGGUGCUGUGUGGCAGAGCAGAGGAUGUUUCGAGCCUCCAGCUCCUCCGUUUUAUUCCACUUCAUGUUGCUGCUCGGGCUCCUCAUGGCUGCAGUCACACUGGGCUACAACUUCUACCAGCAAGAAGUCACACCGGACAUAAAUAUGUCGUCCUGUGGUCCAUUUGGAAAUGGAGAAACUGUGUUUAACGUGACAGGAGUGUGUGUAGCCAGCCUCCCAAGCCCGGCACAGACCGCUCUCCGCUACCUGUCCUCUGAGGCCUUCGCCCUGCCGCUCAUACUAACAGAAGUCAUCAUCUUAACCUCAUAUGUGUCACGGCGACGAGCCAAUCAGAAGGCCAUUGAGAGACUGAAAGACAUGCUGGUUAUGAGCAGCUCAGAUAAGCGUUUUCUGGUGAAGCAGCACGCCACGUUACUCAGACGUCAGAGAAACACCCCCAGAGUCCGUCCUGCAGCCAUACAAGAGGACCCCCCCUGCGCGAAUACAAACUGAUUCAAGUCCCCACAAUGU